Coccomyxa subellipsoidea C-169 is the source of this 999-nucleotide messenger RNA. RefSeq lists its product as hypothetical. NCBI's taxonomy places the organism in Eukaryota, Viridiplantae, Chlorophyta, Trebouxiophyceae, Coccomyxaceae. The record is from RefSeq and is a predicted model, not a curated record. The transcript has 2 exons. Gene Ontology annotation, biological process: DNA-templated transcription. Gene Ontology annotation, cellular component: nucleus. The coding region runs from base 103 to 486 and encodes 127 amino acids. Gene Ontology annotation, molecular function: nucleic acid binding; zinc ion binding.
AGGGACAAGACGCGGCAGCUGUUUGCAGAGGCACUGUUGCUGGCGCGAGAGGCGGUGCCGGGCGCGGACGCCGGCGCGGCGGCGGCCGAGGCGGAGUCGGCGAUGCACCGGCAGAACGGCGGCGUGAACGCGCGCUACAAGGCCAAGUACCGCAGCCUCAUCUUCAACCUGAAGGACGCCAACAACCCCGACCUGCGCCGCCGCGUGCUCUCCGGCGAGAUCACCGGUGACGUGCUGGUGAACCUGUCAGCGGAGGAGCUGGCGAGUGACGCCCGCAAGAGCGAGAACGCGCAGAUCCGCAAGACUGCGCUGUUUGAGGCGGAGCGAGGGCAGCACAUGAAGAAGGCAACCACGGAUCAGUUCCAGUGCGGCAAGUGCAAGCAGCGCAAGUGCCAGUACUACCAGAUGCAGACGCGCAGCGCCGAUGAGCCCAUGACUACCUUUGUCACUUGCACAAACUGCGGAAACCGCUGGAAGUUCUGCUGAUGCAGGGGCAGUGGCAGUGGCGGGGUCCGUGUAUUAUGCCUCACACACAAAAGCGUUGAAGGCCUCCUCUGCAGGCUUGGUGCUUUGCACUGGGUGAAGCUGGGGUCAAAGUUGGCUGCUUGCUUUGCUUGGGAGGCCAUAAGGCUCUGUUCUCUGUUUUGACUUCAGCCAUGUCCUUUUCCUCUGUGCAGCUCGUCUUGCCGCUGUUCUGCAGCAUAUAAGCAGUCAAGGUGUGGGUCAAGUUUGUCCUGUUCAGCGUUGGGAGGAGUGCAGCUUCAGUAUGCUUAUUCAGCAAGAAAGUGGGAGGCCGCUCUGAACAUGCAUGAGUAUCAAGCAUGUGAAGAUGAUUGCAGAAGUUGCAAAGUCGAAUUGAUGUGCGCACAGGCUCCUGGACAAAAUUGCAGUCAGAACCCAAACAGAGGCUGACAAUGCCGCUGAGAGAUUUAUUGAAAAGCGCUUGAGAUUGUGAUGAGUCAAUCAAGCAGGAUUGACUGUUAGCACAGCGUUUGACAC